UCUCAAUCUUCCUUUUUGAGUAUAAAGUCCUUUUGAGUUUUGUGUUGUGUUAUAAAAAAAACAUGGAAAACGGUUGGGAAGACGCUAGUGAUGAGUGUUUUUUAAACGCGUAUGAUGCGUUUGUUUGCGAAUCAAGCAAUAGUAUUAAUAAUGAUAGUUUUGACUAUGGAGUGAGUGAUAGCCAAAUUAUGGUUGGUGUGGAUGGCUGGACACACAGAGUCCUCGAGGGCCCCUUAGCUACUUCCACCCAAACAAGUCCUGGAGAGAAGUCCUUUACUUCAGCUCUCACGUUAGCCGAAGAAUUUAUCAGAGAAGAUGCAGUUGACGCUCAAUCCACAAGUUUAAAGGAUUAUUUAAAGGAGACAGUCGCAAACAUUGUCUUAACAAUCAAUAACAAUUAUUCGAUGGAACAGAAUAUCAAUAUCGGCCCAUUUCUCAUGGCAUAUAGUCAUCAAGGACAAAGCGGACUUUCAGACUUCAUCCUGGAGAAGUCAUCAGAAUUGCUUUAUAACAUUUUAGAGGCCUUUUUUAUUAAAGGAGUCGAUUUGUGUGCAUCCCAAGAAAUUAAUGACUUGGAUGCAAAGGAGACGGAGGAGGAGAAUUCAGCCACUACAUCUACACCAAUAGUUACAUUGGAUGAAGAAGAGGAGCCCUCUGACAUUACAGCAGUUCCAGUGAUAACUCUGGAAGAUGAGUCAAAAGAUAUUUUUGAUUUGUCAUUAGAGGAUGCUGAAACCAAAGAAAAAAGAGCGACUGCUUUAUCUCACGAUAUGAAUAGAAUAGUUGAGGAAAUCGUCAAAAUUCAGAAGGGAAAUAAAAAAAGAGGACCGCAAAUAACUGCAAAUGAACCAUAUUAA
Cotesia glomerata is the source of this 857-nucleotide messenger RNA. RefSeq lists its product as uncharacterized. Bases 63 to 857 code for a protein of 264 amino acids. The record is from RefSeq and is a predicted model, not a curated record. Lineage: Eukaryota; Metazoa; Arthropoda; Insecta; Hymenoptera; Braconidae. The transcript is spliced from 4 exons.